UUAAAGCUUUAUUCUGUAAUAAACUCUGUUCUUCAGGUGGGUUGUAUGAUGAAGAUGAAUUGACACAUGUGAUUGAGGGAGAUUCGUUCACUCUGAACUCUGAUCUUACUGAAAUGAAGGAGGAUGAUGUGAUUCAGUGGAGGUGUGGAUAUUAUGAAGACACUUUAAUAGCUGAAAUCAAUAAACAGACCGACAGCAUGACUGUAUACGAUGAUGUUCUUGAUGGGAAAUUCAGAGACAGACUGAAGCUGAACACACGAACUGCAUCUCUGACCAUCACAAACAUCACACCUGAACAGAUUACAUAUUUUACACUACAGAUCAACGGUGUGAGAAAGAGAAAGGUCAAUGUCGGUAUCUAUGGACUGAAGUCAGUGUCAGUGAUGAAGGGAGAUUCAGUCACUCUAAACUCUGAUCUUACUGAAAUUAAGGCUGAUUAUGAAAUUGAGUGGAAACUUUCAGAUGAUGAUGAUAAUUGGUGGUCUAAAACUUUAUUAGCUGAAAUCAAUAAACAGGCCGACAGAAUCACUGUAUUUAAUGAUGUUCUUGAUGGGAGAUUCAGAGACAGACUGAAGCUGGACAAUCAAACUGGAUCUCUGACCAUCACAAACACCAGAACUGAAGAUACUGGAGAAUACUAUCGACUGAUCAGAGUAAAGAACAGCGGUUCUGGGAAGACAUUCUUUCUUGCUGUCUUUGGUGAGUUAAAUAUUUGCUUCACCAUUUUAUUUUUUUAAUCGCCAGUUUAAAAAAAGUUUUAAUUGCCAGAUAAAAUAUUAACCCACACACUAUUUUGCUUCUUUUCUGUCUGUUUUUGAUUUAUGAUAUUAUUUACUUGAAAUUGAAAAAUCAAAUUAUUUACUUUUAUAAACAAUCAUGGAGUUAUUUAAAAGUCUCUCUACUAAACUCUGUUUCUGUUUCUCUCUGUGUUUGGUGAUACAGAUGAUAUAUCAGUGAUUGAGAGAGAUUCAGUCACUCUAAACUCUGAUCUUUCUGAAAUAACGGGUUAUGAUUGGAUUCGGUGGAG
Messenger RNA from Onychostoma macrolepis, 1027 nucleotides. RefSeq lists its product as uncharacterized. The coding region runs from base 114 to 737 and encodes 207 amino acids. The record is from RefSeq and is a predicted model, not a curated record. The transcript has 2 exons. NCBI's taxonomy places the organism in Eukaryota, Metazoa, Chordata, Actinopteri, Cypriniformes, Cyprinidae.